GGCAAGCCAAGUCCUUUUUGGUUGCACCUGGUCCUCAAAGACUACAACCGGGAUUCAUUUGUAGAAAUUCAACCAAAAAACCAAGGAGAGAAAAACAUAGAUACAUAAUAAAUAAGCAACUAGAGGUAAAAGAUAAGUACCACACCUCUCUCUCCCACUUAUAAUCUCAUGCACUUUUUCCUCCCAUUAAUAAUAAUACUAAAAAGCUACUCCUGUUGGCAGAAGCAAAAAAGAUAAGAUUUUUAAUUGGACAACAAGAACUGCCUGGCCAUGGUAUAUAGUUGAGAAAAGAUAGAAGGUAGGUUUCGUUUUGCCAGUUUUUGUUUGAUGAGCUUUGGGAGAUAUGUCAGGUGGUGCUUGUAGCAUAGUUUGGUUCAGGAGGGAUCUCAGAGUUGAAGAUAAUCCGGCACUUGCAGCUGGUGUUAGAGCAGGUGCUGUUGUGGCCGUUUUUAUAUGGGCACCUGAAGAAGAAGGCCAUUAUUACCCUGGGAGGGUGUCAAGGUGGUGGCUUAAGCAGAGUUUGGCUCAUCUUGAUUCUUCUUUGAGGAGUCUCGGUACUUGUCUCAUCUCAAAGAGAUCUACUGAGAGUGUGUCUUCUCUUCUUGAGGUUGUUAAAUCUACUGGUGCUACUCAGCUCUUCUUCAAUCACUUGUAUGAUCCUAUAUCACUGGUUAGGGAUCAUCGUGCAAAGGAGGUAUUAACAGCCCACGGUGUAGCAGUGCGAUCUUUCAAUGCAGAUUUACUUUAUGAACCCUGGGAUGUAAAUGAUGCUCAGGGCCGCCCUUUCACUACUUUUGCUGCUUUCUGGGAAAAAUGCCUUAGCAUGCCCUAUGACCCUGAGGCUCCGCUUCUUCCACCUAAGAGAAUAAUCUCAGGUGAUGUGUCAAACUGCCCUUCGCAUCCAUUGGCGUUUGAAGAUGAAUCAGAGAAGGGAAGCAAUGCACUUCUAGCUCGAGCAUGGUCACCUGGGUGGAGCAAUGCUGAUAAGGCAUUGACCACAUUCAUUAAUGGACCUCUAAUUGAGUACUCUAAGAAUAGAAGAAAGGCUGAUAGUGCUACAACCUCAUUUCUCUCUCCCCACUUGCAUUUUGGGGAAGUGAGUGUGAGAAAAGUCUUUCAUCUUGUCCGCAUCAAGCAGGUUCUAUGGGCCAAUGAAGGGAACGAGGCUGGAGAGGAGAGUGUGAACUUGUUUAUCAAGUCAAUUGGACUGAGGGAAUAUUCAAGAUACUUGAGUUUUAACCAUCCUUACAGUCAUGAAAGGCCUCUUCUCGGGCAUCUUAAGUUUUUCCCUUGGGUAGUGGAUGAGGGCUAUUUUAAGGCAUGGAGACAAGGUAGAACUGGUUAUCCACUGGUGGAUGCUGGCAUGAGAGAGUUGUGGGCCACUGGCUGGCUACAUGACCGGAUAAGAGUUGUAGUUUCUAGUUUCUUUGUAAAGGUUCUGCAGCUUCCUUGGAGAUGGGGUAUGAAGUAUUUUUGGGAUACCCUCUUGGAUGCAGACUUAGAAAGCGAUGCUCUUGGUUGGCAGUAUAUAUCUGGUACUCUUCCAGAUGGUCGUGAGUUUGACCGCAUAGAUAAUCCACAGUUUGAGGGUUACAAGUUUGACCCACAUGGAGAAUAUGUCCGACGGUGGCUUCCUGAACUGGCAAGACUGCCAACUGAUUGGAUACAUCAUCCAUGGAAUGCUCCUGAAUCUGUACUCCAAGCUGCUGGAAUUGAGCUUGGGUCAAAUUACCCUCUACCUAUUGUAGGAAUAGAUGCUGCAAAAGCCAGGUUGCAAGAAGCACUUUCAGAGAUGUGGCAACAAGAAGCAGCAUCAAGGGCUGCAAUUGAAAAUGGAACUGAGGAGGGCCUUGGAGACUCUUCUGAAUCAGCGCCAUUUGCCUUUCCUCAAGACAUACAAAUGGAGGAAAACCUUGAACCAGCAAGGAACAAUGCUCCAGCUACAACCCGGCGUUAUGAGGAUCAGAUGGUUCCUAGCAUGACUUCUUCUUUGGUGAGAGGAGAAGAUGAAGAACCUUCUUUGGAUCUUAGAACUUCAGCAGAAGAGAGCAGAGCAGAAGUUCCAAGAAAUUUAAGUAUGGAUCAAGAACCACGAAGAGACAUAUUAAACCAAGGAGUUCCACAAACAGUUCGUAACAGUAACACUUUUCUGCAAUUUAAUAUCCCAACGGGGGUGGGAAAUGCUGAGGAUUCCACAGCAGAAUCUUCUAGUAGUAGUGGUAGGAGAGAGAGGGAUGGAGGAGUUGUUCCAGUUUGGUCUCCUCCAGCUUCUAGUUAUUCAGAGCAGUUCAUAGGUGAUGAAAACGGUAUUGGUGGGAGCUCAUCUUAUUUGCAGAGGCAUCCACGGUCCCACCAAAUAGUUAACUGGAGGCGUUUAUCUCAAACUGGGUGAAACAGAUACACCCCAAAAGACUGGAAUCUUGCAGUUGGAGAAUGCCAAAAUGCCCUUGUGGGCUAAUGGGAUGAUAGCAUGCCUCUUUAUCUACCCCCAUCUGUCAGUCACCAAUCUAACUUGAUCAGCAGUUGACCUGCUAUGUGUAUGAAACUUAAAAUUGAUACAGCAGCUGAUCUGCUCUCGUUUUCCCCCUAUUGUAUCAUAUACAUAGUUCUGCUGUAUAGUAUUUUGUCUUAAGAAAGGGAAAAGAGUCAUGGUAGAAAUGUGUAGUCCUCUAAUAAAACCAGGUUUGUGUAUUUACUCUUAACUGAUUAGGAAGUUAUUUAUUGUAAUUCAUAUUUGUGCUACCUAUUUGUUUUUCCA
This is a messenger RNA of Theobroma cacao (cacao), 2758 nucleotides long. It is a transcript of the gene CRY1, whose product is annotated as cryptochrome 1. Gene Ontology annotation, biological process: blue light signaling pathway; circadian regulation of gene expression; entrainment of circadian clock by photoperiod. Gene Ontology annotation, molecular function: blue light photoreceptor activity; deoxyribodipyrimidine photo-lyase activity; DNA binding. NCBI's taxonomy places the organism in Eukaryota, Viridiplantae, Streptophyta, Magnoliopsida, Malvales, Malvaceae. The record is from RefSeq and is a predicted model, not a curated record. Gene Ontology annotation, cellular component: cytoplasm; nucleus.